AAACGUGUUUGUUCAUCUUGAUUUCCUUAUUUACAAUAAAUCUUCUCAGCCGAAUUAUAUUUAAACGUCUGUAAUUCAGGGAUGAAUGGCCAGGCAGAGCUAGAUGUGGAUUACAAGCGGAAGUAUAAAAACCUCAAGCGUAAACUAAAGUUUUUGGUUUAUGAGCAAGAAUGUUUUCAAGAGGAGCUCAGGAGAGCCCAGAGAAAGCUGCUCAAGGUUUCCAGAGACAAAAGUUUUCUACUGGACAGAUUGCUACAGUAUGAGCGAGUAGAUGAGGACUCGUCGGAUUCAGAUGCCACAGCUUCGUCAGAUAGUGAGGCAGAGGUACAGAGAGAGCAGGAACGAGAACCAGUCAAGAAAAGACGGAGUCCAGGAGUUCCCUCCUUCUCGUCAUCCUCAUCCCAGCAUCUCUCCGGAGCAAAAGCUCUUCAGUCCACAGCUCCCGCUCAGUAUCUAAACACGUUACCCUUUCCUCCUGACUAUUUGGCUCCCUCUGCUGAGCGAGUGAAGAAAGACAGAAAACCAAAACCAGCCAAACCGAGAAAAGAGCCUGCAGGAAAGGUUGUGCCUCCUUUAGCAUCUAACUACCCAGCAGGUGGUGCGCCUGGUGCGGGUUCAUUCAGCUGGGUCCCGCGGCAAAUGCUGAGUGGAGAUGCAGCGGAGGAGGACGAAGACAGCGAAGGAGAAAGCGAUGGAGGAGAUGAGGAGAGAGGAGAAGUAGACGAUGCAGAACUGGUUAUUGACAUUCCUAAUGAGUGAUGGUGAACUGAACAACCUUACUCUGCCAAAUAUUAGUCGAAAUAUUACACCGUUAUUACGUCUGUGUAAUGAUUGUGUAAUGAAUGAGCCUAGUAAGAGUUCCGACUUUUAAUAUCCAGCGAGGCAAGAAAGAAUGAGCUUCAUGCAUAUAUAGCCAAAAGUAUGUGGACAGGUGUUUUAGCCAUACCCAUUGCUAACAGGUGAAUAAAUAGCUAUUUACUUUCAGCUCUUGUGCACAAGGUGAGGUCCAGAAAUACAUGCUCUGAGGAGUUUAAUGACGAGGGGGGUAGCACUGUCGCCUCACAGCAAGAAGCUCCUGGGUUCGAUCCCCAGGUCCUUUCUGUGUGGAAUUUGCAUGUUCUCCCCGUGUCUGCAUGGGUUUCCUCUGGAAGCUACGAUUUCCUCCCACAGUCCAAAGACUGUGAGUAGACGACUGUGUUUGACGUUAAUCUUAUGAAAUGAUGAAUCUUGUGUAAUGAGUAACUACCAUUUCUGUCAUGAAUGUAACCAAAAUGUAAAACAUGACGUUAAAAUCCUAAUAAAUAAAUAAAUAAUGACGAGGAAUCUAGGCCAGCACAAAACUUCCACCUCAACCCUUUUAAACUUUAAUUUGAUUGUUCACUAUGAGUCAGGCCUUUUCAUCCAGUAUUAACACUUGACCUCACGAAUGUUUUCUUUUUUUUCUAAAUGACCACAAGUUUCCACAGAUACAUUCCAAAAUCCUGUGGAAAAACUCAUGUCAGAAGAGCGGAGGCUGUUACACUUAGGAAUGGUUUUGUUUCAGAUGUCCACAUACUUUUGGCUAUAGAGUGUAUUUCAGUCUGAUGUGAACUUUGGGGCUUACAUUACUUAAGGAAUCAUGAGCAUCUGAUGUCAAUUUCAUAUUGUUUUAUUAAAAAUGUCUAUGUCAGGUCGCUUAGGUGGCGCAGCGGUAAAACAUGCUAGCACACCAGACUCAUCGGUUUGAAACUCAGCUCUGCCAUCCGGCUGGGCUGGGCGCCUACAUGAUCGACGAUUGGCUUGUUGUUCAUACAGGAUGGGUAGCCAGAUAGGGACCUCAUAACUGAUGCAAUUAUGACCUCUGCUGGCUGAUCGAUGGUGCCUGCACAGGGUCAAGGAAUAAUGCGUUAAUCAGGGUGUGGCUCUCUGUACACAAAGCUGAUCCGCAUAUGAACUCCCCUCAUGCAGGUGAAAAGAUGCAGUCGGCUACUGCACACGAGUCGGAGGGGGUGUGUGUCAGUCUCACUUAUUUCAAUCAGAAGUGGAGAUCAGCAUCAGUAGAGAGGAAGCGUAAUGCAGUCAGGUAAUUGGAUACGACUAGAUUGGGAGGAAUGGGAAAAAAAUGCCUGUAUGUCAAUAUUGUUCAUUCAUUUCAUGUUCAUUAAUCACUUUAUCCUGGUCAGGGACGUGUCAAGCCUGGUUCAACGGGGAAACACUGGGUGCAAGGCAGGAAAACCCAGGACAGUGCGCCAAAUCAUCACAGGGCUUCACCAACUCCGCCACCCCUUAGUUAAAGCCAAUUAUGUCUGUGUAGAUGCCCAGCCGGCUGACAGUACUACUGAGAUUUGAAACCCGGGCUAGCAGAAAAGACUGUUGCUCCACGCCCUCCAGCAUGUGGUAAAAUGUCGUGUUGUUAUUCGAUAGGCACUUGCCAUUUGACACUGUGCUAUUUUUUUACCAGCUCCUAUGGCGGAGAUCAUGUAAUAAAAAAAUUAUGAACUUA
Molecule: messenger RNA, 2482 nt
Organism: Trichomycterus rosablanca
Lineage: Eukaryota; Metazoa; Chordata; Actinopteri; Siluriformes; Trichomycteridae
Gene: ino80e
Product: INO80 complex subunit E
Exons: 8
Coding region: 82-759 (225 amino acids)
Biological process (GO): chromatin remodeling
Cellular component (GO): Ino80 complex; nucleus
Source: RefSeq, a predicted model, not a curated record